This is a messenger RNA of Drosophila innubila, 705 nucleotides long. RefSeq lists its product as uncharacterized. NCBI's taxonomy places the organism in Eukaryota, Metazoa, Arthropoda, Insecta, Diptera, Drosophilidae. The transcript is spliced from 3 exons. Bases 1 to 675 code for a protein of 224 amino acids. The record is from RefSeq and is a predicted model, not a curated record.
AUGAAGCGGUCUUUUACUUUUCUUUGCGGAGUUGUGCUACUCGGCAGCAUGCUCUGUGCAUCACAAGAGUUGGUCCAGAAUAAUACCAAUCCCAAUGAUAUCGAAGAAGCGCAUAAGCUAAAAAUCUUAUUGGAUGCAACACGUCCCGUCACCACUAUGAAACCCAUCAGCACCUCCUCCACAUCCCAGCCCGAUUCCCACUCCACAUCUGGUACUAAGGAGGAACCAGAUUAUAGUUUCCAAAAUGACCGCCUGCCUCUGCUGUCAGAUGAUGAAUUUAACAACCUGACAGAUGAUGCAAAUCCUUUAUACUUCCUCAAGCAGCUGACUGAACCAACUAAACCGCAGACAAAGCCUGAUUCUGUUCCGGGCUCACCUAUAUACAUCACCAUACCCAUCUAUAUAAAUACAGCUGGAAAAAUUCCGCUCAGUUUAACCAUUGGUGAUCAAGAAAUGACACUGGAGCAUCAGCAGAGAUUAAACUCAGCAAACAAAAGAAAAGAUUCCACCAAGAUACCCAAUUCGCAUUUCAAUCGUUUGCUGGAAAUCAAUGAACCAUCCAAGAGGCGUACAACCAAUCGACACCGCAGUCCGAUCCGCAGUAAAAUCCAAGCUCUCAAGGAACCCAAUACCGCAGAGCGCUCUAAGGACCAGAACCGAAAGAAAACGAAUUAGUAAAAACAAAAGAGAAGUUUCAUUGAUAAA